GGAGCGGCACACACAGUGGUGCAGGCAGACGCCGAGAGGAAGGUGGUGUCAUCAUGCCGGCGGCUCUCGAGCUCCACCUGUGUCACGUGUAGUUGGCCUGCGUUUGGGACCUUCCAGGCGGACGCAGGGCAGACCUGUGGGCCACGCCGGCCUGCAUUAGCGUGCAGGGUGUCGCCGGGAACACGCUGGCUGGAAUUGUGCGAGUGUGGAGAGGCUUAACCCGGAAACAGCCCACGUCCUCUCAAGUCAAAAGUCAAAGUAUGUGGAGUAGGGAGUGACUUAUUGACUGGAGGGAUCGUCGCCCAGGUCAACACGCCAGGCCUCCGUGCCAUCCCUUCCCCGUGUGCUGGACGCGACUCGCUCCGUGUUCCAUAAUUGAGUGCAUUUCGCAUGUAAACAGUACCGAGUGUCGGUCCGAUUGGCGUGUGCUGGAUGCCAAGAUGAGAGUGCUUUUGUGUUUUACUCAGUGUCCCCGCGAGUAAGUCUCACGUGCUGGAAGUGCGAGCAGCGAGCCCGCCGCCCUUUGUUUUUGAUCUUGGACAAUGUGCUGGUAGUGAGAGUGAUGUGGUUCGAGUGUCGCGACGCUAAUUGGCAGCCGUGAGUGAGCCGUGACAAUGACAGGGAGUGAGGAUUACGACAGGACCUUUGAGCAGCCGAGGAGGCCAUGAGGACGACUUCGCUUCGUGGCAGGUCCGAGUGAUUGACUACCCGGACGUGCAGCUGAUGCGUCCCGGCCAGCGGGCGUCGUGCAACACCAUGAACUUGGAGAAAUUGAUGGCACUCGAGCAAGACGAGAUUACCAUCAGACCAGGGGGUCGUGGUGCCCCUCCCCCUCCCCCCACCCACCCACGCCACCACCAGUACGAGAACGACCACGCCCACCACCACCAUCACCCCCAGCACCACCACCACCACCACGACCCUUACCUGCCGGACCUCGUGGGCAGCGCCAUCCUGCGAGGCGCCCGCAGCAGAGGCAGCGUCGGCUCGUCGGUCAGGGAUGGCUCGGAUACCUCCAGUGCCUACUCGGGAUCCGACACCAUGUGCCACUCGCUGCAGUCCUCGCUCGAGCCCGACGACGUCGACCUGUCAGGCCUCACCGAGAGCGCCGUCGACUCCGACGAGGAGGACUUGGCCGAGAGCAUCGAGAGCCUGGCGGUGCGAGACGCGGUCCGGGAGUGCCUGGAGAAGGACCCGAGCGAACGGACCGAGGACGACAUCGACGUCUUGCUCGAGUUCACACAGCGUCUGCGAGCCUUCUCCAACAUGACCUUGGCCGUGAGAAGAGCUAUGUGUCAAGCCAUGGUAUUUGCUGUAGUAGAAGAGGCCGGCACAACCCUCAUGAACCAUGGGGAAGAACUGGAUUCAUGGAGUGUCAUCAUCAAUGGACAUGUGGAGGUCACACAACCAGACGGUUCCGUGCAUGAGCUUCACCUUGGAGACAGUCUUCCCAAGAGACAAAAUGUGAUGACCAAAAACUCCUCCUCUUCCGCCAGCUUCGGCAUCACGCCCACAAUGGAGAAGCUCUACCACCAGGGGGUCAUGCGCUCCAAGGUGGACGAUUGCCAGUUCGUGUGCAUCCGGCAGACAGACUACUACCGCAUCUUGCACCAGGGGGAGGAGAACACACGACGCCACGAGGAGGACGGCGUUCUGGUCCUUGUGACAGAACAGAGGCCCAUCGACGCAGGCAACAGAAGGGGAAAUAUUGUGAUCAAGGGAACCGCAGAAAGGCUCAUGUCCCAGCUGGUGGAGGUAGAGAACAAUGUGGAUCCAACCUAUGUGGAGGACUUCUUACUCACACACAGAACCUUUAUUGACAAUCCACUCCAAGUGGCAAACAAAUUAUUAGAAUGGUUUGAAGACCCCUCUCUAAGAGACAGAGUGACACGAGUGGUGUUGCUCUGGGUAAACAACCACUUCACAGACUUUGAAAUGGAUCCAGUCAUGAUGAAUUUCCUAGAGCAGUUUGAGGAAGGACUUGAAAGAGAGAAGAUGGCAGGACAGCUCAGGCUGCUUGACUUUGCUUGUGCCACAAAGGCCAGGGCUAGGACUGUGACUCUCACACGGCCUUCCAGGGAUGAAAUCCUCCACUUCUCUAUCCUGGGAGGAUAUGAGCGAGGAUUUGGAAUCUUUAUAUCGAAGGUGGAGAAAGGAAGCAAGGCUGAGGAGGUUGGCUUGAAGCGUGGAGAUCAGAUACUAGAAGUCAAUGGCCAAAGCUUCGACCACAUGAAUCAUGGGCGAGCCCUCGAGAUUCUUCGUCAGACAUGUCACCUGUCAAUCACUGUUAAGAGUAACUUGUUAGCAUUCAAGGAGAUGCUCCAGACUCCUGACAAUUCCCCAAGACAACGCCCGAGAAAGCCAUCUGACCCACGAGGCCUUAAUGACGGCAACUUGCCCCUCAAUCCCAACUUUGCAUCCACCAUGAAUAUCCCAAGUGACCACACUCAGCAGUCUCCCAGGGACAAGGGCAAGGACAACAAUAACAAGACCUCCUUCAUGACAAUGAGCGGCACCAAAGCCAACAGAUUCAGGAAGGUCAAGAAUCUGCUGAAGCCAAAGACUAACACACAAGAGUCACAAAUAAACAGCGAUGAAAGCGUGUCAUCCCAAUCAAGUGUGGGUGGUGGACUCUACCACAGUCACAGCAACCCAGAUCUGAGCACGACUGGAGCCUAUGAAGAUGUCAGAACAGAGUUUCCGGAGCAUGUAUUGAAGGUUUAUCGAGCAACUGACCAAGCUGCGAGAUUCCUACCAGUCCACAAGGAGACCACAGCUCGUGAGGUGGUGAUGCUCGCUCUGCAGAUCUUCAACAUCAAUGACCCUUCAGGUUCCUCCAACUAUGCACUGUAUGAAGUCUCAGUCACAGAAGAAGGCCUCACAAAGCAAAAGAGAUUACCAGACUCGCUGCAAAACUUGGCAGAGAGAAUAGGAUUAAGUAGUCGAUACUACUUGAAGAACAUCACAGUGUCACAGACUUUGGUCCCAGAUGAAAAUGUGAAUGAGCUGGUCAGGGAGUCUACAGUUUACUUCUUACAGCUUAACUCGGUUGAGUUGGCUAUUCAGCUUACUCUUGAGGACUAUACAAUAUUCAGGCAAAUUGAACCUACUGAAUAUAUUGAUUAUCUCUUCCACCUCAACUCCAGAUAUGGAACUCCGGCUCUGUCACAAUUUGCUGAGCUUGUAAAUCGUGAAAUGUUCUGGGUGGUCACAGAAGUCUGCUCAGAGCAUAAUCUAGUCAAGCGAUCCAAAAUCAUCAAGCAGUUUAUUAAAGUUGCCCGACAAUGUAAGGAAUGUAAGAAUUUCAACUCCAUGUUUGCCAUAUUGUCUGGUCUGGGGCACGGAACAGUUUCAAGGCUAAAGCAGACCUGGGAGCGCUUGCCUUCCAAGUACCAGCGCAUGUUCCAUGACAUGCAGGAUCUCAUGGAUCCUUCUAGAAACAUGAGCAAGUACCGCAACCUGGUCCAAAGCGAGAACAUCCAGUCACCCAUUAUUCCAUUCUAUCCAGUGGUUGCCCGCGACUUGACAUUCACUCAUGAGGGUAAUGAUGACAAGGUUGAAGGACUCAUCAACUUUGAGAAGCUCCGCAUGAUUUCACGUUACAUCCGUGACCUCCAGAACAUGUGCUCAGCCCCUUACGAUCUGUUCAACAUGCAGGAUGCUGGAGGUCAACCCCCAAGUGCUGCACUCAUAACACUCAACCAAAUGGGAGCUCAGAUUGCAACAGUGAAGAGAAGGAAGAAGUCCACUGCUGCACCUGAUAAGAAAAAGAUGUAUGAAGAGGCUCAAAUGGUCCGGAGGGUGAAAGCAUACUUGUCUCGGUUGCAAGUGAUUACAGACGAGGAGCAGCUUCGCAACAUGUCCUUGGAGUGUGAAGCAGGUCCGGAGGGGCAUAAACCUGCAGGAGGGCACAGCAACAGUAGCAGCAGUGGGUCCAGUAGCGCCCCACCCACCAACCCUCCUCCAAGACGGCGCCCCCACUCACCAACACCUUCCACAACUUCAUCAACUUCAUCAACGUCACAAACCUCGGAUGGGAAGAAGCACACUGCGAAAUUCGGAGCCACAUCUCCCCAGUCCAUAAGCAAGAUGAAGGCCCUGGCCGAGCCCAAGACGAAGCCUCAUCACGGCCCACGCUCCACCACCACCCACCAUUCACUCUCCCCUUCCCCCUCCCCUGGCCCUCCUCGUAGGGGAGCCAUCAACAACCAUACCUCUCGCUCUACCCAUGAGCGGUCCCACUCUGACACCCAUGCUGUUCCUGUGGACCUUAGCGCAGAGUCUUCCUCUGUUACCUCCCUGUCCAAACUCCACAAAUCCCACACCUCAGGCUCAGUGACAUCAACCGACUGUCAGGUGGGACCUGGGGAGUCUGAUUCUGGCAUCUCUACCCAUUUUGACUGUCACUCCUCCUCCUCGCUGGAAGUUGGGGGAGUUUCCGGAUACGAGUGUCACUAUCACUCCUCACCUCCAGCCCACCACCGACGCUACUCACAUCAACCAGAAUCACGGUCGCGUCCUCCCUUUCCGCAUGCAGUAGCUGUGCUGCCACCUAUUCCUGCAGCAGCAGGAAUGGGUAGUGGACGACGACGCGGAGCUCCGGGGCAUCCCCCUGACUACGCAGAAACUCAGAUGAGGAUGAAACAAAUGGGCCGAGCCCUUUCCCAUGAUGGUGUGCAAUAUUACCGGCAGACACACCUUGAUGAUGAAGAGGAAGAUGCCCAAGUCUCUGCAGUAUGAAGGUUGACACAACCAUCUGUGAUGAGACGAACAUGAGAGGUCCUGGACAGAUUCUACCUCCUCUUCAGGAAGACAUUUGGGACUUCCUAUACAACAAGACCAAGCCAUUGGAGUUUCCGGUUGUUAUGUGUAUACCCUUACCUAGAAUGCAUAGCAGUUAGUUGAUGGGGGUGUGCAGGACAACUGUUUGAUUAUCCUUUGCUUAUCUUGUGAUAAUAAAAGUUAAGAGUUCAGAAGCCAAAGAUAGAUGGAUUCCUAUGGCCAUGAGAGUAGGCAUUAAAAUCUUUGUAUGUUUGUUCUACUCUUUGAUGUAUGACUUAUAAAGACUGCUAGGCAACUGAUGACUUGCUCAUGAGUCCUGUAAGAAAACAGUAUCCCUUUAAUAUAUAGAAUGAACAGAUAUUGUGUUUCCUUACCAGAAAAUAUGAACACAGUUUCUUUGAGGGAGGAGAUAUAAUGCCUUUAUGACAUGUCAGCUCUCAGGCCUUAGGGUACUUUUGGGGCACAGCUUCAUUAAGAUUUUUAUGGAUGUAACACAUUAUAAAUACAUGUAGAUCAUGCCUAUAUGUGGAUGUCCUUGUAUAUAAUUAUAUAGAUAGAUAUAUUCAUGUCCAUAUGAUAGCCAAUAAGCAUAAUGUGUAGAUGUAUGUAAUGCAGUCAACAAUUGUGAGACUUACUCAGAGCUUCAGUAUGAAAAAAUUUUAACUUUGUAAAUAGGAAAUUUAAACAUAUGGAAGCUUCAUGUAAGACUCAGGGAUUGGUGGCUCAAAGAAUAUCAUUGGUGGAUGUACUGUUCCACCUCCUGUUGUCUGUCCCUCAUUUUGAUGAAGCCAGCCAGCCAUAUUGUCGUCCAAGUCCAACCUAGCCCAGGGAACCACUGAUGAUGUUAGCUAGCGUGUGCGACUGUGCCCACAUGUAGUAGAUGUGGGCUUAUUAUCUUGUUAUCUCUUUAUUUAUUUGUAAAUUGGCUAAACAACAUUUUUGGAGAUAGAGAUCGAUGAGGUCAGCAGUUUCAAAACUUCCCUGAUGAAGGUCUGAGAUGUAGAUGAAACAUAUUUUCAGAGCUCGGUGAUGUAAUGAUAAGUUUGUUUCUUUUUUCUUACAGAAAAUUUGCAUUGUCAAAGGAUAUUAAGAUAUUUAUCCCCUCCUCAUAUUCAUAAUUCCCUUAUGUAAGAAAUAUUUGUUCCUCAUUUGAGGAAUUAUUUGAUUAUUAUUUGAUUGUUAUAAAAUCCUGCAUUUCAUGAAUGUUAUCUGUAAUAGCUAUUAAUAUCCCAGUUUUCCACCCUUAUGUCUAAAGAGACAUCAGAAUAUUCAGUGUAAUGUAAUUUUGUUGUACUUUUUUGUAAACUGAUAAUGAGUCAUGUCGUUUCUGUGUAAACUAUAUGCCUGAAAUCUCAUUGUCCAAUAUUGGAUAUUUUCACAAGUUAUUUUCUCGACAUGCAAAUACGUAGAUACUCUUGAUAUAACUUCCAAACCCCAUGGCCCUUUCUGGAGGCCUGGCGGUGAUAUGUACAAAUAAAUACACUUCACUUUGUAAA
Molecule: messenger RNA, 6278 nt
Organism: Penaeus vannamei (Pacific white shrimp)
Lineage: Eukaryota; Metazoa; Arthropoda; Malacostraca; Decapoda; Penaeidae
Source: RefSeq, a predicted model, not a curated record